Messenger RNA from Ruditapes philippinarum (Manila clam), 1815 nucleotides. Its product is annotated as phosphatidylinositol-glycan biosynthesis class W protein-like. Gene Ontology annotation, biological process: GPI anchor biosynthetic process; protein localization to plasma membrane. The record is from RefSeq and is a predicted model, not a curated record. Gene Ontology annotation, cellular component: membrane; endoplasmic reticulum. The coding region runs from base 188 to 1672 and encodes 494 amino acids. The transcript is spliced from 7 exons. Lineage: Eukaryota; Metazoa; Mollusca; Bivalvia; Venerida; Veneridae. Gene Ontology annotation, molecular function: glucosaminyl-phosphatidylinositol O-acyltransferase activity.
ACAGAACUUAAUUGAAUGUGUAUUGAAGUUCUGUAUACAUAUAUUUAUAAUAUGUGAAGAAAUGUGUUCGUCAGUAAUGUACAAAAACAUGAUGCUUUAAUUCGAGGAGAAAUGAGGCUUAAGUGUCUUUCGAAUAACAGGAAUACAUUAAGGUGGUAAAGUUGGAAAUAGGAAAAAACGGAGGAAAAUGGAUGCUAUUAUGCCAGUUAAUCGAAAACUGGCAAGCGGCGAAUCUGGAACAUCGGCGGAGUUUGUGGCGUUGAUAAUUGUCUCAGCAACAUGCCCAUCUCUCAUCCGAAAUCUUCUUGCUGUACUAUAUCCAAACUUUAUCUUGUUUAACAACAAGUCAUUUUGGGUCACACUUGUAUUUGAGUUCUGCAUAAUCAUACUUCCUGUGGAGCUGAUGAUAACAUUAUGGAAUGUUCAAUCGCACUACUUCUUACUCAUCACGUGGUCCUGCAUCAUUCUUGUACUUGUGUCCGGCUUGUGCAGAAAGGGGUUUCAAAGCGCUUUUAAAUCGACGUCGUUUUUAAAAGUAACAAUGUCAAACUGUCCAUUUGUUUCAUAUUUCAGAGCCUAUACAAAUAUAUUCACAGGUUUUUCAAUUUUAGCUGUUGAUUUUAGGAUUUACCCGCAAUAUUUUUAUAAGUCACGUGUUUUCGGUACAGCUCUAAUGGAUUCAGGUCUAGGAUUUUAUAUCAUAUCAAACGCAAUUGUUUCUGCUGAAGCUAGAGGAAUAGAAACAACAAAAAGUGCCAAAAGAGCAUUGACAAAAGCAUCAAAAGAUACCAUUCCAUUGAUCUUUCUCGGUGUUGGCAGAUAUUUUCUUUUGAAUUCAUUAGGCUAUCACUAUCCAAUUCAAGAAUACGGCGUUCAUUGGAAUUUCUUCUUUACACUGGCAGUUGUCAAGAUGGGAUCAACAAUUAUGUUUAGUUUUACUCCUGUGAAGAUGUGGAAAUUCUUAGGACCUUUAGUGAUUGUGGUGCACCAAGGAUUACUUUUAACUACAAGCUAUCGUAACUUUGUAUUGUUUGGUUGGAAGGGAGAUGCAGCGCGUGAUGGCGGCUUCUUAGAAGCAAAUAGAGAAGGUAUUAUAGCGUCUGUGGGGUUCUUAGCGAUCUAUUUAAUUGGUGUACAGCUCGGAACUCUCCUGAUGAAGAAAAGGGAAACUAUUGGUGACUGGCUGACUAUCCUGCUCUGGCUCACAGUUGUGUGUUCAUCCUGUUGGAUUAUGCUUGAAAUAACAAGGUUGACUGUUCAAAGACCAUCUAGAAAGUUUGCAAAUCUUUCGUACACAUUCUUCGUGAUUGGUGUAACAAGUCUUCUAAUAGUUGAAGGAUUGGCAUUUGAUAUUCUCAUCAGCUAUAUCAAACAAGUCACUAACAACAGCAUCCAAACUAUAGAUCAAUCAAACAUAUCAACAGAUAGAACAUGCAGUCUACUUCAAGCGAUCAAUUAUAACGGUCUCCUUUUCUUUGCCGUCGCAAACUUAAUGACUGGACUAAUAAACCUCAGCAUCGACUCAAAGUCCAAAUCCGACAGGGAGGGAUUUACAAUAGUUACAGUGUAUAUGAUGAUUUUAUCUGUUUUGUUUUUAUAUAUGUAUCGACAUAAGAUGUCUUUUAAGGCGUUUUUAUGGAGGAAAAAUCGUACAAAAUCUCUACCAAGCUGACAACGCAUUGUAUGAACAGUAAACAGUUAAAGAAAUAACUGCAUUCAGUGUCUUGUUUUUUGCACCACAUUUGGUUUUAGUAUAAUUAUAAAUAGUUGAGAUUUUAUUAAUCCAAUUAGAAAGAGGUUUUAUUUAAUAGAAAA